AUGCCACCUAAAUUUGAUGGUGAGGGCAGUUUAGUGGAUUAUAUGGUUCAGUUUGAAGUGACUGCAGAAAUAUAUAAAUGGAAUAAAAAUGGGAAAGCAAAAUUUCUUGCAAUUAGUUUAGGUGGAAAGGCCAGGGAUAUUUUUGGCACGCUUCGAGCUGAUGAUGUACGUAACUAUGAUUGUUUAGUUAAAGCACUACGACAGAAAUUUGAUCCUCCUGAACUAGCAGAAAUGUAUAAGGUCCAGCUGCGGGAAAGGCGUCGUAAGGCUGGUGAAAAUUUACCAGAUUUUGCUUCCUGCAUACGAAUGAUUGUUAAGAAGGCUUAUCCAACGAGCAGCGAUUUUAUUAAAGAGGAAAUGGCCAAAGAUCAUUUCGUUCAAUAUUUUGGCAAUGGGCAAAUGCGCAUGCUAGUAAGCCAGGCACGCCCACGUGAUUUGAACUCAGCACUUCACCAUGCCAUGGAACUGGAAGCUAUCAAAUGUUCGGAUCCGGAUACCCGAACAGCUUAUGUAACUAAUGUCAAGGACAAACUGGCAAAGAAGUCGACAGAUUUAGGGAAUAAAGAAAUGAAGGUGUUAAUAAUGGCACUUUCGGAAGAAAUUAAGUUGUUGAAGCAGAAAGUUGAGACAAAAGAGCGAACAGUGAAUUCUCUGAAUCCUAAUUCCUCUGGUCUUUUUGUGGAAGGGCUUGUUGAAGGUGAUUUCACAGAAAUGUUGAUAGACACCGGGGCUGGAUUGUCUAUGUUAUCCAUUGAUUGUUAUAAAUCGAUGGCAAAUCCUCCACCCUUGAUGCCUGUAACAUGCAGGUUGUUUCAAGUGGAUGGCACACCUUUACAAGUUAUUGGUCGAACUCUUUUCAAUUUUGAAAUAGGAGGGAUGAAAUUCAAAUAUCCUUUUGCAGUCUUGAAUAUGGCGACUUCAGCUAUUCUUGGAUUUGACUUUCUUACAGAUGAAAAUGUUAUUCUUAAUAUUGCUCAACGUGAAGUGUAUGUAGAUGGUUAUAUUAUUGAAUGCUAUACCAAAGGUGCUUUUGGUGUUUGUAGAGUUAAAGUCGAAGAAGAUAUUGUUUUAUUGCCUGGAUAUGAGCAAGUUGUAAAUGCCAGAAUUGAUUCUGGAGAUAAGUCCUUUGGAAGAACUGACAGCAUAAUUGAGCCUCUGAAAGAUGUUGCCACUAAUGCUCCUUUAGUUGGUUGUAGUUUAGUGAAGGCUUAG
Messenger RNA from Lottia gigantea (owl limpet), 1212 nucleotides. RefSeq lists its product as hypothetical. Lineage: Eukaryota; Metazoa; Mollusca; Gastropoda; Lottiidae. The record is from RefSeq and is a predicted model, not a curated record. The transcript has 2 exons. Bases 1 to 1212 code for a protein of 403 amino acids.